GAGUUACCUGCCCUUGAUCUCAAACUUGAAUCAGUCAUGAGGAAGAGUUCUUUAUCAACGUGACGCACUUGUUGUCAUUAACUGUAACAAAAGCAGCAACAACAACAACACCGAGACCAUUUCUUGUUCACAGAUUACUCAUGGCUAUAGUUAUAUCAAUUAAUUAACACAAUUCACUUCUGCAAUAACGACUUUUUAUCACGGUACAAAAUGUUUGGCAAAGAACUACAUUCUUCGGCUCUCGAUAUAUAACUGUUUACUUUUAAAUAUAAAAAAGGUGGAAAGAAAGAAGAAAAAGAAAAACAAAACGAAAACAUUGACAAACUUGAUUGCUCUCUCUCUAUUUACAUUCUAUCUAUCUACUUAGAGAGAAAGAAAUUUGUAAAUAUACAUAGUUAUAUACAACACUAAGCCUAUAUAUAUCUAUAUAUAUACACACACAUACAUGUAGUUUACGUACUUAUUUUUAAGUGUCAAAUCAAUGAAGAAAAAGACAUGAAGGUAGAAAUCUUAAAAGUUAUUCUACUUAUUGCCCUAUUCAUAGUCACUUUGAUAUGUGGUUUUCUUCCUGUCAAACUGGUUUCCUAUUCCCAACGACAAACGACCCACGCUGGUUCUACACGGCAGUCCAAUCGGAAACGUUAUAAACACGUCUUCAGUUGCUUGAGUUGUUUCUCUGCUGGUGUUUUCCUUGCAACAUGCCUCCUCGACUUGUUUCCAGAUGUCCGCCAAAACCUUUCUGAUGUCCUCAUUCUCUACGAGAUCCACACGGGAUUUCCAGUGCCUGAAUUUGUUAUGGUUUUCGGUCUUUUCAUCAUUCUCAUCACAGAACAAAUUGUCUUGGAGUUCAAAGAAAAAAGUCUUCAGCAAGCAAACACUGACAAAAAGCCCUUACUUCACCAAGCUAAACAGAAACAGAUCGAAGAGGAUGCUUUAUCGUUCAAAAGUGACUUGACGAUCAGUGGCAUCGAAGAUGAUGUCUCAAGGUUUAGAGAAUACCAUACACAGGAUUCAGCUUCUGAUAUUGAAGAAAAUUUUUCUGACAGUUCUUCAGAAGACUCUCACUCUCACCACCACCACCAACACCAACACCAGCACCACCAUCACCACGACCAGAACAUAUCGAAAGGUCAUUCCCAGUCUGUUCUACGUUCCAUUCUUCUGACUGUUGCCCUCUCUUUGCACUCCAUCUUUGAAGGUUUAGCAAUUGGUUUAGCACGAAAAGAGUCUAACAUUUUAACAAUCACAAGUGCAAUCAUUCUGCACAAGUGUACCCUCAGCCUCAGUUUGGGCAUCAACUUGAGUCACAGCAAGCUGCAUUAUGGCAGUAUUAUCAGAUCAUUAUUAUUAUUUUCCCUUGCAGCCCCUAUUGGCAUUAGUAUUGGGAUUCUGAUAAUUGAUUUAUGGGAUUCUUUAACCUCAAGCCUCAUCCAAGGCUUGCUUCAGGGCAUCGCCUGUGGGACCUUUCUUUAUAUCACAUUCUUCGAGAUCUUCCCGAGUGAGUUCAAUAACACCAAAGGUAGACGGCUUUGUAAAGUACUGUUUGUUUUGUUUGGUUUCAGUGUGGUUUGUAUCAUAAUGUUCCUCAACGCUGAACCAGCAACUCCAAUUGAUCCUUGUUCUCAUCCAAGAUUACACCCUUGACAAUUUGACCAGAAAACAAUCUCGUUUGCUCCCUUAAAUCACAGCUAUGGCACUAACCUGGAUCAGAUUACAGUACUGCCUAUAUAUAUAUAUAUAUAUAUAUAUAUAUUAUAUUAUAUUAUAUUAUUUUGUGUAGCUCUAUAAGAAACUAUACAAUGGAAAUAACGAGGUGUUCUACAAAUUUGUUGGAAGAAAUUGAUUUAUUUAUGUAUAUACAUGUAUGUGUGUAUAUAUAUAUAUAUAUAUAUAUAUAUAUAUAUAUAUAUAUAUAGUGUGUGUGUGUAUGUAUAUAUAUAUAUGUAUAUAUAUAUAUAUAUAUAUAGUGUGUGUGUAUGUAUAUAUAGUUUGAUACUGUAUUUUAUUGUUUUACAAGAAUUCUCUGUUCAUAUUUCUUAAAUCCUUUUUUUCACUUUUUUUUGUUCUUUUAAAUGAAUUUUAAAACUGACAUGAAGCUGCAAAUCACAAAGCAGAAAUAUUGUCCAGCAACCAAAAUUUUUAAAAACAAAUUUAUAUUUCAAUCGGAAACCUCAAAAUCCAUGAAUUAACCUUUGCUGUUGCUAGACUGGCAUCGACCACUUCCUAAAAACAAGCACAUUCAUAAAAUACAUAUUUAUUUUUGUAUGAAGCAAAACCACCACUAGUAAUAUGAACAGUUUUGAUUGCACAUGUACAGAGUAUAUGCUUUGUUUAUCUGCUGAAUUUGCCGUGGGAUUGCAUCCUGAGAAAGGUGCUUACACAUACCAAGUGUUUAAGAAUACCAGAAUGUUAACGAUCAAGUGAAAAAUUCAAGGUAUUCUUUAACACACACUGUGUAUAGGGAGCUUUUCUGCUAUCCCACGCCAAAUUCGGCAUAUGAACAAAACACAUACUGUAUAUAUGUGAUCGAUAAUAUUUAUUUUUGUUUUAUUUUAAUGCUUUUAGCAAAAGUGUGGUGAGGCGCAUGGCUCAGUGGCUACAGUGUCGGGCUCACAAUCAUGAAGUAGUGAGUUCGAUUCCUGGAUCAGGCUGUGUUGUGUUCUUGAGCAAGACACUUUAUUUUUCAUGUUUCUCCAGUUCACUCAUCUGUAGAAAUGCGUUGCAAUGCCACUGGUGUCAAAGCUGUGUCAGCCUUUGCCUUUCCCUUGGAUAAAAGUCUAUCGCUCAAGAGCAUGAAUGAUCCUUUUAAUACUUCUAACAGGUUCUGUCUAACAAAAAAAAGAAAAGGAAAUAUGUCCAAAGUACUGUGUAGUAGGAUUGAACCGGAAGCCAUGUGAUUGUUAAGUGAACUUGUUAACUACUUGGCCCCAUUAAGCUGGUGGGCAACAUCACCCAUGCUGUUGUUGGGGGUCUUUUGGGCUGAAUAGAAUUUAUUGUUUGUUGUUGUUGAGUUCAACCAUGACCAUCCCGUCUUUAUCUUUUACCUUUUACAUGUUUCACUGCCGGGACACCACUUUGGAGAAUCUUUACUCAAAUGAAUCGACCCCAGUACUUUUUUUUAGGCCUGGCACUUAACUCUAUCAGUCAUUUUUGCCAAACUGCUAAGUUACGAAGAUAUAAACACACCAACACUAGUUGUCACAUGAUGGUGGAGGACAAAUGCAGACACAGACACAGACAAACAUACAUAUUAGGGCCCUCUUUAAGUUCCUGUCUACCAAAUCCACUCACAAGGUUUUGCUCGGCCCAAGGCUGUAGUAGAAGACACCUGUCUAUGUUGCCAUACAGUGGGACUGAGCCCGGAACCAUUUUGGUUUUUAUCUACCUAGGACUAUAUUAUCCAAUGUGUCCUUUUCUUUUGCUUUUUUUUUUUUUCAAAAUGGUUGAAUUAGGCGAAUAUAUUACUAAGGCAUUGUUUCACAGUUGGAUGUCCUUCCUGUUACUAACCUGUUUUAAUAACAAAUAUUUAUUUACAAAUAUUUUAAUAACAAAUAAAUAAAAGGUGUAAUUUGAAUGAUAUUCAAAAGCUGUUAUUUCUGGCAAGUCGAGCAACCAUACAGAGGCAUACUUGUUUAGCUUUAUUAAUAAAAGUUAUCAGUAUUUCAGUAAAUAGUCUCUCACCUUCACACCUACCUGUACCUCUCUUAUUACACUUCUCUGACCCUCAUUUUCUGCUCCACCCCCAACUUUGUUUAAAAAAUGGUAAAUAAAUAUGAAAUAUGUAAUUUAUAAGUUAUAAAAUAUUUCUAUUGCGUUUUAUAUAUUUUUAAAAAUAUUUAUUUAAUGGUGGAUUAGUUUAAAUGCACAAACACAGGAAGACAGACAGUAAAUGAUGAUGAUGAUGAUGAUGAUGAUGAUGAUGUCUCAUGCAUAUGUUGAUACACAUACAAACAUACAUUAAUACAUGCAAACACACAUACACUGAGACACAUGCAAACUUACAAUUGAUAGACAUACAUAGUUACAUACAGUGAUCUUCAUACUUACAUAGUAAACACACACACACACAUACACACACAUAUGUACACACAUGCAUAUGUGAAAAGUUGUUUGUGCACCUGUUUGUUUCUAUUGUGCCAAAAUUUGAAACUCCUCCUCCUCCUCCUCCUCGUCGCUUGGUCUUGUUUGCUCUGGCUGAUUCUUAAAGAGCAGACAGCAGCCUGUUGUCACGGAGGUCUCUUUCCACAAAUUAUAUGCUUUGAUAAUUGGAUUUAAUUAUCAUGGGAGACAUUCAACAUCCAAAUACCAAUCUCAAAUUCCUAGCUGUCCCCAGCAGAGCAGUUUUUUUGGGGGGCUUGCUCUACUCUCAUGUCAAUUCCGAUUUCUUUGACAUAUUUCUCAAACUUAGUUGUUGGUGCUCCGAGUGCCCCUACAACUACUGGAAUGACAGAUACUCUCCCCAUAGUCCACAUUCUUGCAAUUUUGUCUUUUAGUACUAUAUGCUUUUCAAUCUUUUCUAGUUCUUUGUCACUUAUGCGUGCAUCCCCAGGUAUUACAAUAUCUAUAAUCUUCGUUUCCUUUCUUCCGUUAUCUACCACAGCAAUGUCUGGUCUCCGAGCAUUGCUUAGGGAGUCACAGUGGAUUGUAAAAUCCCACAAUAUUUUAUAUUCAUUGUUCUCUGUGAUUCCUUCUGGUUCAUGUUCAUAUCAUUUCCAUGCUCUGUCCAGGCUGUACUUUUUACAUAAUCUCUAUUAUUAUUAUUAUUAUUAUUAUUGAGGCAAAAUUGUUGGUGCUUCAAACAAAAUGCCACUAAACAUUUUGUCUGUCUUUUGCAUUCCAAGUUCAAAUUCCACUGAGGUUAGCUUUGCCUGUCAUUCUUUCAGGGUCAAUUAAAUAAAUACCAAUUGAAUACUGGGGUUGAUGUCAUCAACUUACCCCUCCUCAAAACUGCUGGCCUUGUUCCAAAAUUUGAAAUCAUCAUCAUUAUUAUUAUCAUUAAGAUAACGAGCUAGCACAAUCAUUAGCCCACUGGACAAGAUGCAUAGUGGCAUUUUGUCUCUCUUUGCAUUCCGAGUUCAAAUUCCACUGAGGUUGACUUUACCUUUUGCCCUUUCGGGGUUGAUGAAAUAAAUACCAGUUGAGCACUGGGGUCCUUGAUAUUGACUUACCCUGUCCCUUAAAAUUGCUGGCCUUGUACCAACACUUGAAACCAUUAUUGGCGAGCUGGCAGAAUCAUUUGUAUGCUGGUCAAAAUGCUUAGCACCAUCUAAGUUCUACGUUCAAAUUCUGCCAAGGUUGACUUUGCCUUUCAUCCUUUUGAGAGUGCGGUGGGUUUGAUAAAAUAAGUACCAGUUGCGCACUGGGGGUUAAUGUAAUUGAUUUAUCCCCUCCUUUGAAAUAUGUGUGUGUGCCAAAAUUUGAAAUCAUUAUUAUUAUGAUCAUUAUUAUUUUUAUUAUUAUUAUUAUUAUUAUUAUUAUUAUUAUUAUUAUUAUUAAGGCAAUGGGCUGGCAGAACUGUUAGCAUGCCGGGGAAAAUGCUUAGUGGUAUUUCUUCUGUCAUCACGUUCUGAGUUCAAAUGCCGUUGGGGUCGACUUUGCUUUCAUUCCUUUUGGGGGUCGAUAAAUUAAAUACCAGUUAUGCACUGAGGUCAGUGUAAUUGACUCGUCCCCUCCCAAAAAAUGUCAGGCCUUGUGUCUAUAAUAAGAAGGAUUAUUAUCAUUAUUAUUAUUAUUAUUAUUAUUAUUAUUAUUGUUACUCUCUUGUCUUUGAAGGCUUUUUGUCUUUGGACUUAUUUCAACCAUAUUCCAUUUUAUACUCUCACCUCCAGUGCCUUCUUUUCACUUCGUCCUUGCAGGAUAAAAAAAUACAAAAAAAAAAAAAUGAACAAAGACAUUUAUUUUUGAAAUAUGGAAAUAUAAGAUCAAGUGAGAAAUAUGAAUUAUCUCUUCCUGCCAAUAAAAGACAUUUUGGUUAUUUCUUUUAUAUUUACAAUAAGGUGAAAAUGUUAUCAUCUGUUGAAGUUUACCAGGCAUGCUGUUGAUUACUGACAAAGUUUUGUUUUCUAUAAAUUCUCUCACAUAUAUUAAUACUAUGUUCAAAAUGUUAUGAAACAGCUGUAAUCAUAUGGAAGUCAUUUCAGAAACAUGUCCUGACUUUAUGCUUUAUUUACUCCUCACUGAUAAUUUACUGCUCGAAUUUUUUUGAUUUUCAGUUACACGGACACAUUAUAUUACACUGCAUUGUAAUUGAAUAUUAUGUAGACUGAUAGCCUAUUCCAAAUGAGGAGCUUACUGUGAUAGCCACAAGAUUCUCUGAAUCCAUAUUAUAUAUUAUAUAUAUGGUUUUUUGAGUGUAGCUCAAUGAAUAAACUUGCAUCUGUUUAAACUGUUCAUAGAUUCUGUUGAAAUGGAUUAAAGUUGUCUGUUUGACUGACAACACUAGUAAACUAUAUCUCCAUUCUUCUUAUUGUGUUAAAUGCAUAGUUGAAUAUUGAUUAGCCUAACAAGCCUUUUGACUGGUAACCCAUCUCUCUCACUCUCCCCCACUCUCUCUCUCUAUCUCACACAUACCGUAUAUACCGCCGUACUGGAUGGAAUUUGAACUUUAAAAAUAUCACCCCCAAACUAAGGCUUAUCUUAUACACCCCGUAUAAAAUCUGAACCUUAACUUCCUGUGAUUUGGAGUAACACCAACGUCAAUGGAGGACAGUAUAAAGCGCUUGCAUGAAUCCUGUGGUUCUACAGCACAGUAUUUUCUACUGAUACAUGUAUGUUUGGAAAGCUGAAUUAAUAGUAAGAUUAUAUUAAAAUAACUGCAUGGUAAACUUAGUGGACAGUCACCAUUUGCAACAGCUGACAAACAAAAUGUAGACAAUCAGCCCAUUCAACUAGACCCCAGGGUCUGUUCUGUUUACACUGCUUCAUUAGAGCACUCUCUCAUACAGUGCUCAGCCAGCCGAGGGCUUUCAGGACAAGUGUAGAUUAUAGUAACAAACCUAUGUACUGGUACCUUCUGUGACUGGCCAGUUCGUGUCAGUUAGACCAAUAACAAUAAACCUUAGAGUUACCGAUUACUAGUUUCUUGAAAAGGCUCAAGUUGUCAGUCUUUCAUAAGCUGCAGCACUCUCACUGGGUGACCACUAAUUUCCAGCAACUGUAAAAUACCCCCCACUCAUGGCCCCCAAGUGAGAAAUGAAGGAAAUAUGAAGCUGGUUUUAAGCUGAAAGUGAUGGCAUAGGCCAAGUCCCACAACGACUGUACUGCUGGUGUAACUAAGAAGAUGGUAAGAGUUUGGAGAUUAAAGGAAGACUUAUCCAGAAGUAUGCCCCAGGACAAAAUGUGCAGUGAGAGGAGGCACUUCACUCCGGCCAAUUCUCGAGAACCAUGUAGCAUACAUGGUUCAUGAGCAACGUCAAAAUGGCUACGUUGUUUCAAGACCAAUAGUCUUCUGAAACCUGACAAAAUUUACAAAUUAAAGAAAAUACUAGCAGUGUACUUUAUAACAACAUUUCUAAUAUAUUACACUAUUAAUAUUAUACAUACCAUCUGUAAAUCCAUUUAAAGUAAAUGAUGUUAUUAUGGUAUACAUGACACCAUGUUCUUGUAAAAUAACUGAUGACUAAGUAAUGUCACGACAGUAGUAUUUACACCAGCCACAUACAUUUGAUGUGUAUUAUAGAAGUUAAUUUACAAUAUUCAGUCACUUUUUGAAAAGAACUGGAUAAAUUUUAAACAACCAAGACUGUAGAAUUGUUGCAUACAAAAUUUACUGAUUGAAACAUAGUUAAUACGCUAUUGAAAUACAAGAAAAACAGAGGCUUGAGGGGCCACUGGGGAAGCUACAAUUCACCUAGCUCCUUUAGCUAUGAACCUCACACCUUUGGUGCUUAGGCUAUUUUCCACGAAAACUUGGGGUAGUCUUAUUCAGCAAGUAUAGCUCAAAACCCACAUUUAAAUGGAAAUCCUGGGGGUCGUCCUGUACAUCCAGUCGUAAUAUAUGCCGGCAUAUAUGGUUUAUGUAUAUAUCUAUAUCUAUCUGCUUACUAAAUCCCUUGGGCAGAGUUUCUCAACCUUUUUUUGUUCCACAUCCCACUUCAGUAAUCCAAGAAAAGAAAGUGCAUCCCAUGGACAAAGUUUAUAACACACACACGUAGUACUUGCAACUGACUUUGAGAAACAAUGCCCUAGGGGUUAUAUAUAACUUGUACUUCAAAAGGAGAAAUUCUCAAGAUAACAAGAUAGUAAAAAAAUUUAGUUUCCCCCAACAAAAAUCUCAUAUUUCCAAUUUUUUUAUGUAUACAAGAUCUGAACAUUUUCACAUACAUAUUUACACACACACACACACACACACACACACACACACACACACACACACGCACAUACACGCAUGUGUGCACACACAUACACGCAUGUGCACACACACACACAAAUUCUCUCUCUCUUAUCUGCAUGUGUACAUGGACACACAUAUAAACAUAUACAAUCAAAUGUAUAUCAUGAAACCUAUCCAGAUUUUAUUGUUGUAUAAUUUUUAAAUAAAGUAUUACUGAGUUUAUCAGUUAUUGCUAAGGUUCUUUUACAAUCUACUGCCAAGCACAUGAACAGUGUAACCAUCAAUUCAUCCUGAUGAUCAGGCUGAGAUGGUCUUGAUAUAUUUCUAGACUAACGGAUCUAGGAAUGUUAUUGUUCCAAAACAAGCAUAAGGGACAAAUAAAGAAACUAAAAAAGUCUUUAAUAAAAAAAAAAUUAAACCUUA
Molecule: messenger RNA, 8755 nt
Organism: Octopus bimaculoides (California two-spot octopus)
Lineage: Eukaryota; Metazoa; Mollusca; Cephalopoda; Octopoda; Octopodidae
Product: zinc transporter ZIP1
Biological process (GO): zinc ion transmembrane transport
Cellular component (GO): plasma membrane
Molecular function (GO): zinc ion transmembrane transporter activity
Source: RefSeq, a predicted model, not a curated record